Messenger RNA from Dibothriocephalus latus, 441 nucleotides. The record is from the annotation of a GenBank genome assembly. Lineage: Eukaryota; Metazoa; Platyhelminthes; Cestoda; Diphyllobothriidea; Diphyllobothriidae.
UUGGUAUUCGAAGAAGUGGACAUGGCUUCCUUCGCCUCAAUUAAGGCCUUCGCACAACGGAUACUUGCAAAUGAGACGCGAAUUGACUUCCUCAUCAAUAAUGCCGGCAUCAUGGCCUGUCCCUAUGGCGAGACAGCUGACGGCCUAGAGAUGCAAAUUGGCACGAACCACUUCGGUCACUUCCUCCUCACCGAACUCCUGAUGCCCGCUAUCAAGAAGGCGGCACCUGGUUCUCGCAUAAUUUGCCUCUCGUCAAUCGCGCACAAAAAGGGCAAGGUAGGUUGUACAUUGCUUACAUGCGCUAUCUAUCGGCAAUGUGCUAUCUUCGUUAAUCUGGAAUCCCUCCGCAUCUUCUCAUCGAACGGCUGCAACAGACUGUGUUGGAAGUUGCUGCUAAUCAGACUAGACUACGCCAUCCCUCCUCCACCUUCUCCGGAAUAG